Penicillium maclennaniae is the source of this 588-nucleotide messenger RNA. RefSeq names its product low-affinity Cu transporter. The record is from RefSeq and is a predicted model, not a curated record. The coding region runs from base 1 to 588 and encodes 195 amino acids. The transcript is spliced from 4 exons. Gene Ontology annotation, molecular function: copper ion transmembrane transporter activity. NCBI's taxonomy places the organism in Eukaryota, Fungi, Ascomycota, Eurotiomycetes, Eurotiales, Aspergillaceae. Gene Ontology annotation, cellular component: membrane. Gene Ontology annotation, biological process: copper ion transmembrane transport.
AUGGAUCACUCCAUGCAUAUGAGCCAUGACAUGGGUCACGGCGGUAUGGACCAUGGCGAUAUGGACAUGGGUGGCCAGUGCAACAUGAAUAUGGUGUUCACCUGGUCGUUUGAGAAUCUUUGCAUCAUUUUCCGCUGGUGGCGCGUCACCGGGCCUUUGUCUUUCAUCCUCUCGCUCAUCCUUAUUGUCCUCCUCACAGCAGGCUACGAGGGAGUCCGCGCAGCGACUCGCAGAUAUGAAGCUGCGCAUUACCAACGAAUGAACUCUUUUCCUGUGACUUCAACUACAGGCGGAGAAGAUGGGAUUCUUGGGCAGUCUAUCGCCAACGUCUCGGAGGGUAUUCGGCCCGUUAGUGGCGAGCGCUCACCACUGCUUGUAGGAAGGGAUAACAGGGCUGCCAUGGCACGCCAGGGAAGAAUCACACUGGCAGCUUUGUAUGCCAUUCAGGUGUUUUACAGCUUUUUUAUCAUGCUUCUCUUCAUGACUUAUAACGGCAUGAUCAUGCUCGCAGUUGCAGUUGGCGCGUUCGUUGGAUAUCUGGGUUUCGCAGACGGUACCUCUGCUGCCAAGUCCGUUGCUUGCCACUAG